AUGAUUAAACUUCUUCCACAACAAUUCAAAGUCUUUCGCAAAGUUCAUAAGGGCUUAAUCCGCAAAUACGAAGGGCCAUUUGAGAUCAUUGGACGUGAUGGGGAGGUUGCUUACAAAAGAAGGUUAUGUGAGUGGGAGACUACCACAGCCCUCACAUCUAAACAUAGGCGGGAGAUUGCCACGGUCCCUACGCCGAUGCCGUACCUCGACAAACAGGAUUUACCACCGUCCUUGCCUGAGGCGCAUAGCGACUUUCCAAACCAAUUUCUGAAUUUUUUUGGCAGUCAGGUGUGUCAAAAAAUCGGAUUAGGUGAGGUUGCAGUUAUGAAAAAUAUUGCAAAUUUGCGAGUAUAUUAUAACGAGUUGCAAAAUGGACUUUGUAAUAACAUUCAAAGCCACAUUUCGAAAAGGGUGAGUAACAUUUUAUACAGGAAUCCUGUACAAGUAUUUGGUGGGUUGAUACAGUUUCAAAUGAUGCCCAUCACUGACGAUGCCAGUAUGCAGCAUAUGUUAUGUAUUUAUCAACAAACCCGAUUUCAUGUGCCGAUGAUAGAGUUGUACGUUGAGUUCGAACAGCAGUCAGAGUUGGGCGCGGUCGGGGAGGAGGUCAAUGUUGAUGAGCUCGAGGAUAUAGAUUGGGAAGAAGAUAAUAAUGACAGUGAAGAGGAAUUCGAAGCAAACUAUGAAGUCGAUGACGAAAAUGAUGACGGAGACUUGGCAAGUGAAGGCAACGCUGCGGCGGAAGAUGGCGAGUUUAGGGUCGAAAUGAAAUUUGGUUCGAGAGAGUCAGUGAUAUCUGCAAUCAAAAGCUACACCAUCUCUAGAAGAGUUGAUUACACUGUGUAUGAGUCUGAGCCACAGACAUUCUAUGCGAAAUGCAAGGGGUAUGGUGCAGGGUGCGACUGGCUUAUCCGAGCUAGCUUGAUUCGAAAAAAAGUUUGUUGGGAGAUCAGGAUAUACAAUGGCAAGCACACGUGCACCGUGGGCAUGAUUUCACAAGAUCAUGCCAAGUUGGACUCGAACACAAUUGCAGAUGCCAUUAGGCCGUUGGUCGAAGCAGACCCCUCGAUAAAGGUGAAGUCUGUUAUUGCAGAAGUCCAAGGCAGGUUCAACUACGCUGUGAGUUACCGGAAGGCUUGGUUGGCAAAGCAGAAAGCUGUCGCAAAAGUUUUCGGUGAUUGGGAAGUUUCUUACCAGACUCUUCCAGUAUGGUUGAAAGCAAUGACAGUGAAGAUGCCAAGGUCUCGUGUUCAAAUUAAAACACUCCCCGUUUACCGUGAGAGUGAGGAGAUUCAGGGUGUAAGAGUUCUGCACCGCGUUUUUUGGAGCUUCUAUCCGUGUAUUGUAGCAUUCAGACACUGCAAGCCACUAGUGCAGGUUGAUGGCACGCACCUGUACUGA
Molecule: messenger RNA, 1401 nt
Organism: Arachis ipaensis
Lineage: Eukaryota; Viridiplantae; Streptophyta; Magnoliopsida; Fabales; Fabaceae
Source: RefSeq, a predicted model, not a curated record